Molecule: messenger RNA, 918 nt
Organism: Aspergillus chevalieri
Lineage: Eukaryota; Fungi; Ascomycota; Eurotiomycetes; Eurotiales; Aspergillaceae
Product: peroxidase
Exons: 2
Coding region: 1-918 (305 amino acids)
Biological process (GO): hydrogen peroxide catabolic process; cellular response to oxidative stress; response to reactive oxygen species
Molecular function (GO): peroxidase activity; heme binding
Source: RefSeq, a predicted model, not a curated record
AUGAGCGCCCCCGGAGACUACGACGCGGUCCGCAAGGACAUCGUCGCUCAACUCAAGAAACCAGACUACGAUGACGGUAGCACCGGCCCUGUCUUCGUGCGUCUGGCCUGGCACUCCUCUGGCACCUACGACCUCGCAACCGACACAGGCGGCUCCAACGGCGCCGGCAUGCGCUAUGAAGCCGAAGGCGGCGACCCAGCCAACGCUGGCCUCCAACACGGCCGCGCCUUCCUCGAACCCGUCAAGCAGAAACACCCCUGGAUCACAUACUCCGACCUCUGGACGUUAGCCGGCGUCGUGGCCAUCCAGGAGAUGGGUGGGCCUGCGAUCGCCUGGAAGCCCGGCCGCACGGAUCUCGUCGAUGACAGCAAGGUUCCGCCUCGUGGGCGCUUGCCUGACGGUGCACAGGGCGCAGAGCAUUUGCGGUUUAUCUUCUAUCGGAUGGGGUUUGAUGAUCGGGAGAUUGUUGCGUUAGCGGGGGCGCAUAACCUUGGGCGUGCGCAUAUCGAUCGGAGUGGGUUCCAGGGGGCGUGGGUGAAUAAUCCGACGCGGUUUUCGAAUCAGUUUUUCAAGUUGUUGCUGAAGUUGAAGUGGACGAGGAAGACUUUGCCCAAUGGUGUUAGUCAGUUUGUUUAUGCGGAUCCGGAUCUGGAGGAGGGCGAGGAGCCGUUGAUGAUGUUGCCGACUGAUGUUGCGCUGAUUGAGGACCCGUCAUUUAGGACGUGGGUUGAGAAGUAUGCGGAGGAUAAGGAUUUGUUCUUUGAGGACUUCGCCAAGGUGUUUGCCAAGCUGAUUGAGCUUGGUAUUCGCCGGGAUGAGAAGGAUGCUAUUGUCAACACUGACAAUGUCAAAGGUGGAUAUGUUUCUGCUCCGAAGAAGAGUGACACGGCUACAGGGCCGGUGCGCGCCAAGUUAUAA